GGGGUCUUGUUUUCACAUUUUCUUUAUAAUUUUCCCUCUUUUUCGGUGGUGAUGGAGGAUAUAUACGAGCCAUUGAAGGAGCUUGGAUCAGGGAAUUUCGGAGUGGCAAGGCUGGUAAAAGAUAAGAAAACAAAGGAGCUUGUCGCGGUCAAAUAUAUUGAAAGAGGAAAGAAGAUUGAUGAAAAUGUUCAGAGGGAAAUCAUUAACCACCGAUCUUUAAGACAUCCAAACAUAAUCAGGUUUAAAGAGGUUUUGGUGACUCCAACACAUUUAGCUAUUGUUAUGGAGUAUGCUGCCGGAGGUGAACUCUUCGAGAGAAUAUGCAGCGCUGGUCGAUUUAGCGAAGAUGAAGCAAGGUUUUUCUUCCAGCAGUUAAUAUCUGGAGUCAGCUACUGUCAUUCAAUGGUAAGUUAUGAAAAUAUAAGUAACCUUUUGAGAUUCUGUUUGAUGGUGACUUCCAUCCCUCAUUCUAUAGUUCUGCUGCAGCAAAUUUGUCACAGGGAUCUGAAACUAGAAAACACACUCCUCGAUGGAAGUCCGACACCGCGACUUAAAAUAUGUGACUUCGGAUACUCCAAGUCUGCGGUGCUGCAUUCACAACCAAAAUCAACUGUUGGAACACCAGCGUAUAUUGCCCCGGAAGUCCUAUCACGAAAGGAAUACGAUGGAAAGAUUGCAGAUGUUUGGUCCUGUGGUGUGACAUUAUACGUGAUGUUGGUUGGAUCAUACCCUUUUGAGGAUCCCGGUGAUCCUCGGAAUUUCCGUAAGACCAUCGGAAGAAUAAUGAGUGUUAAAUACACUAUACCUGACUAUGUACGGGUGUCUGCGGAUUGCCGACAUCUUCUUUCCCGUAUCUUCGUUGCCAAUCAUGCCGAGAGGAUUAGCAUCCCGGAGAUUAAGCAGCAUCCUUGGUUUCUGAAAAAUUUACCGAAAGAACUGGUUGAAAUCGAAAAAACAAACUUUGCGGAAUCAGAACGUGACCAACUGUCUCAAAGCGUAGAAGAAAUAAUGUGUAUCAUACAAGAGGCAAAGACGACAACAGCGGAAGGAGCCAAAGUUGGUGAACAAGCUGUUGCUGGUUCCUCCGACCCCGAUGACGCUGAAGGGGAUUUAGAAUCUGAAAUCGAUGUCAGUGGUGACUUUGAUGCCACUGUGUGAGAACAUGAUGUCAGUGGCAGACUGAACGGAUGGGUGUUGUAUUGCCUUUGUGUGUGUACAAUAUGGUUAAUGGAUGUCUCUUAUUGUAGAUUGCAUACUUUGUGAAACAUUGUAUUGUUUUGCAUUGCUUUGGAUGCUAACAAUAUUACAAACAGACUUUGCAAUCAAUCCAGUCGACCAACAUCGUCGUAAGUUGCUUAACAGCCUUUUUCCAUAUGCUAUAAAACAAUGGAUUAUCAC
Hibiscus syriacus is the source of this 1398-nucleotide messenger RNA. RefSeq names its product serine/threonine-protein kinase SAPK3-like. Gene Ontology annotation, biological process: intracellular signal transduction; protein phosphorylation. The record is from RefSeq and is a predicted model, not a curated record. Gene Ontology annotation, molecular function: protein serine/threonine kinase activity; ATP binding. Bases 52 to 1158 code for a protein of 368 amino acids. The transcript has 8 exons. Lineage: Eukaryota; Viridiplantae; Streptophyta; Magnoliopsida; Malvales; Malvaceae.